Macrosiphum euphorbiae (potato aphid) is the source of this 1776-nucleotide messenger RNA. Lineage: Eukaryota; Metazoa; Arthropoda; Insecta; Hemiptera; Aphididae. The record is from the annotation of a GenBank genome assembly.
AUGUCGCCAAAUGAAAUGGAAGCUGAAGUCCAUUUUAUGAAAACUUAUAGAAUAAUGGAAAAGGAAAAACUAACAAAGCUAAAAAAUGAUCGUAAAACGCUUAAUCAGAAAAUUAAGCUUGGGUUGGCCACCAGAGAGGAAUUUUUGAAACAAAUAAAAACUGAAUUAAAUAUGCUGGAUACAUGUCAACUUAAAAUUGAACAAGAACUGAAAGAAAACAACACAGACCAUCUUAACACUGAAAUACUUACCAUUUUAUCAAAUCGUAUCAACGAUAUGUACACCAAUAUGUUUCAUUUGUUUCCUGUUUUAAAGACUUCACUGUCAGAAUAUAUUGAGUUCUGUUCAAAUAAUAUAUUAUUUAUUACUAAAUGUAGCAUCGUGUUGGAUACACUCAUGUUGAGAUACCAUGAUGACCCUGAAGUGUAUUUAACUGCAGCAACAUAUGCAUUUGAUGACCGAAAUGAUAUUGAAUCAGCUAGACGAUAUUUUGCGGAAGGAUUAAAAUAUCACAAAAAUUGUAAAAAUUUAUAUGUAGAAGAGUUCUGGGUAGAAGUACAACAUUUAGAAAAGACUGAAGGAGCAUCACUUCCAAUUGCUAUUGGAAAAUAUAGAAGCUUAAUAAAACGCUUUGAAGGUGAUAUUGAAUUUCAUUUUAUAUUAUUGGACAGAGCCAUUAAAUUAAGUGCAGUUAGAGAACUGCAAUGCAAUGUAGUCAGAGAUAUGGUUAAGAAGUAUAGGCAUAGUGAACUAAUGUGGCAAAAAUUAGCAAAAAUUCAUUUUGAUGGUUUUAUCUAUCAUCAGGAGACUGAGCAAUUACACUAUGAUAAAAAUUAUAUUAAUGGUAUUAGAAACUGCAUUAAAACCUAUGAAGAUGGAUUAAAAGAAAAUUUACCACUUCAAAAUAAACAUAAAUUGUGGAACUUUUAUAUUGAUCAUGUUAUAGAAAUUAGAAAAUCUUAUCGUAUGAAAAAAGAAACAAUCAGAAAUUUUAUGAAUGAAACAAUGGAAAGAGCCUUUCAAGAAGCUCAUGAUAAUAAAGCAUUAUGUAAAGCUGGACAAUACAUUUAUUGGGCUAAUAACACAAUUCAAGACUAUGAUAAAAUAAUGAGAAAUGCAGUGGAGGUGAUAAAAGAUGAUGUUGACAUCUGGAUUAAUUUAAUAUCAUGUUAUUUGAACUAUGACAGUCUUGAAAUGGUUAUUGCAACUUUUCAAGACGGUGUUCGGGCUUUAAAAAGCAAAUCAAUGCCUUUAUGGGCAAUUCUAAUUGUAUACUUGGGGAACACUCAUCCAAAAUUGCUCCAACAAUUAUAUCAUGAAGGAUCACAUUAUCCAUUUCCGGAAAUCAAUUUUAUAAUCAGGCCUCAAUAUUUAGAAUGGAAUGCUGUUCACAAUGGAAUACUAUCAACUCGUGAAUUGUUCAUUAAACUCAGAGACAUAAAACCAGAAUGUAAACAGUUGUAUAUGUCCAUGAUUUCAUUUGAACAAUAUCAGAACACAGGAGGUAUCAAAUUAAGAAAUAUUAGAAAAUUGUAUAACGAUGUAUGCAAUACUUUUGGCGACACAGACAUUGAUGUAUGGACCGAGUGCAUCCGUUUUGAAUACAUGAAUGGUUGUCAUAAAUUAGUGAAAAUAAUUUUUAAGGCAUCAUUGCAGUGCUUGGAAAAAGAUUUAAGGAGUAGUAUGAUAGAAGAGUUUGAAAAACUUAAGAAGGAAUUCAUGGAGUAUGAUCCGAAAGAUGAUGAAGGAGUUAUUGUCAUUAAUGAUGAUGAAUAA